Molecule: messenger RNA, 978 nt
Organism: Xenopus laevis (African clawed frog)
Lineage: Eukaryota; Metazoa; Chordata; Amphibia; Anura; Pipidae
Product: traf2 and NCK-interacting protein kinase-like
Exons: 9
Coding region: 40-978 (312 amino acids)
Source: RefSeq, a predicted model, not a curated record
UAAUGUUUACUGUAGGCAUGGCUGCGAAGAAGGAGGCACAUGGGCAAACGUCCCAGACCCAGCAUAUUUCCUUUACUAGGUUGCAGCAAAGGUAUGCCGUCAUGCAAAGCCGAAGACACCAAAAUCAUCACAAACCUAAGGCACCAAAAUGAUCCCAAGUGGAAUGCGCUGAAGGGAAACACAACUGAAGCUGCCAGAGGAAAACAAAGCUACAGCUGGCAAAGGAAAACCAGGGCAACGCCCCCCAAGGGAAUCGAAGCUGAAGGGAACCUAAUGGAACCGAAGCUGAAGCCGCAGCAGAAAACGUUAAAUGAAGAAAAACCUUCAACGAUUCCGAUAGUUAAAUAUGAUCCAGUGGAAUUUUUUGAUUCUUUUGAAUUUAUAAACAGCGGUGGAUUCGGACAAGUUUACAAGGUCCGCACAGGCGAUAGUCAAGUGGCUGUAAAGGUUGCUGAUAUCGAAAAGGACCACACCGAGGAGAGUAGUGAGAUACAGGAGAUCCUAAUCUUGCAAAAACUUCAAGGGCACAGAAACAUUGUAUCAAUUUAUGAUGCAGUGGUUCAAAUGAUGGAUGACAGCAGCCGUUAUAACAAGCUAUGGUGUAUGAUGGAAUAUUGUGGCGGAGGCUCAUUAUCCGACAUCAUUUCCUCUGAACCAAAUCAGUCACUCCCUGAACAAUGUAUUCAGUUUAUAUCCAGAGAGGUUUUACAGGGCUUAAGUUACAUUCAUGAAAAUUUGAUUAUACACUGCGAUAUCAAAUCGAUGAAUAUCGUCCUAACUGAAGAUGCAGAGGUCAAGAUAAUUGAUUUUGGGCUGGCUGUUCAGUUAAAGCACCAAGAAGAAGAAGUCAAUGCAUGGAGAGGAACCCCACAUUGGAUGGCUCCUGAAAUGAUAACAUCUGAUUUUAACUUCAAGUGUGACAUCUGGUCUUUUGGGAUCACGGUCAUUGAAAUGGCUGAAGGACUUCCACGUAAGUAG